UGGGGGGGCGGGAGGGGGCUGCCCCGACCCCGGACAGGUGCGCGGGAGGUGGGAGGCACGGAGCUGCGUCCCCGCUCCGCCCCGCCGUGUGCCCGCGGAACGGGAGCGGACAGCGGCUGGGGCCGGGAGUCAGGGAAGGGGAUUAGAGGGGAUAUAGGGCGAGGGGGUGGAGGAGGGGUCUGGGAAGGACUGGCGAGGAGGGGAGUUCGGAGACGGGGGGGAAGAAGAGCGGGGGUAGUGGGGGGAGGAGGAGAGGCGGAAAGCGGAGAGAGAAAUGAGCGAAGGGACAAAAGAGCGGGGCCGGAGCGGGAUGUACAGGACGGAGGGAGGAGGUGCCGGGGGGGGGCGGCGGCUGCAGGGCUGUCCCAGUGGGAAGGAGCCGAGCUGCGCGCGGGCGGUGGGCCCGACCCGGGGGGGACCCUCGCUCUGACCCCACAGCCUCGGUCUGGUCGGGAGGCGCGGGGGUGGGGGGGGCGGAGGGGCGGCCCGGGGCGGAGCGGUGCCGCUCGGGGCGGCCGCACCGCGGCUGUGUUUCAAUGCAGAGCCCUCGGUCUACUCCCGCCCCCCGCAGCCGAGUAGCGAUGGGAUUUAGUACUUAUGUGAACCCUUUGUUUACGCCCGAGCUAAUGGUUAUCCCGCGGUAACGGGAUUUCCUCUACUGGAGCUGCGCUCCGGGGUUGGUUACCGGCGGAGCGCUGAGCGCUUCUCAGCGGCGCUCACAGCCGCGGAGCGCAGUGCGGAGGUGCUGAGGCGUUCUCAUCGUGAGGAAACCCGUCUGUGUGAGGCUGUGACGUGAAGAGAAACAGUCGUCUGAAAACGAGCAGAGCAAAGGGAACCAUUGACCGCUUGCCAUCGAUCGCGCUCAGCAGCGCAGCGCGGCGGGGCUGACAGCCGCGGGCAGUGCAGGCGCCGGGGGCACCGGAGUCCGACCGAGGGGAGCAGCGCUGCGUGUUGCGGAGUACGUCUCGUUCUGUGCGUCUUCGGAGCGGGGCCGCGAUCUGUGCAGCCGUGAGCGAAAUGCAUCUCCCAGCAGUCCCGUCCUGGCUGGGCUGCUGCCGCUCCGCUGUCAGCCUCCGAGCCCGCUCCUCACCCGAGCAGAAGGUGCUGGCAGAGACCCCGCGCUGCGAUGGGGGGGGGGGGAAGGAACUGGGGGCUCUUCCUGCGCUCAGUUAUGGAUGGAUUUCCUCCUGUGUGGUUGGAUGCAUCCUCCUGCAUUGCUUUGUUAAUGUUAGGACUGUAAAAAGGGGAUCAGGUAACACAGCAAACCAUAAAUACCAUCACCUUAUAUCUUUGUGCGGUUGUAGCAUUGUUCUUUACACGUACGUAUUCUCUAGCAGCAUACAGUGCAGUUUUGACUAGAUGGGAGGUGUUUGCAGUCUUUGCCCGGAAGACGAUAGCAAUGGAAAGCCUCAUUGACUUUUAACCAUGACAACUUUGGAAGGAGAACAGUGAGGUUUUCUGUUCCCACUGAGCUGCCUGCAGCCAUGCUUUGUGCAGCCCGUGUGUCAAUUCUGUUGUGGUUUGUGCUCUGUCCUACGCUGCAGCGCAGGGACCAGUCAGCUGCAAAGCGCAGUCCCCGCUGUGCUGGGAGCGGGUCCGGGGCUGCUGGCUGCGGCCCGGCUCUGCAGCUGUCCCGCUGUUUGUUUGCUGCUUGUGUCUGAAAUGUCUGAAGCUUCUCGAUUCACAUCAUGUGCUUGUGUCUGCUCUCAGACUCAGGUAUGUUGGCUUAAACAGUUGUAAAGAAAUAUAAUUUUGGAGGGGGAUCUGGGGCCAGAAGAAAAGAGACUCGAGUUGGUUCCUCCUGUGCCAGCGGUUGCACCGCGCUGCAAUGUCUCUGUGCCAGUCGUGCUGUGCUCCCGCUGCAGCUCCGGUGGUGGCAGAGCAACGUGCCAGUGCGCUGCCACGCUGCCGGGCUGUGCGGCUCUGCUAAGAGCUGAUCUGGGUGUAAAGAAGAGGAAACACCGUCGUGCAGCCACUGAUGUGUGCAGCUGCUGAGAUGAGGAGCCGGUUUUGCUAUGGAGCCUCGAGGUACACGGGCUCACCACCCACAGCACAGGCUGGAGGAAGCCACUGUUUUAACAACAAACCCACGCUGAUAUCCUUUGCUUUUUCAAAACAACUUUUCUGGCAAAAAGGCUCUCUUUUCCCUCACAUUUACUCCAUCUGUGGCUUCAGCUGAAGCUGUGGUACUCCUGUGCCAGACUUGUACGUUGUGCAGCACUGUUCUCCCCAGCCCACGCAGCGUUGUGGGUCCGCUGCCAGUACCAGUGCUGGAAGGAUUCCGGCUGGCAUCCCCAGGGGCUUGGCUGCCAAUAGUGCUGGUUCUGACCCAGUCAGUCCGCAGCACUCUGCUGUGAGCAUGGCCGUAUCGAUGGCAGUGGGGAGGAGAAGUUCCCUCUACGGAGCUCUGCUUGCAAGCUUUGGUGCAGAAAGGCUCUGCUGGUCAGCACGAGUUGCCGACAUGUGACGGGAAUGUGAUUCCACCCCAGGAAUACUGUCAGCAGUCUCAGCAAGCUCUGGUUUGAUACUGCAGCUCUGUCAGUGCCUUCUAAGAGAACUACUGCUCGUUUCCAUCAGCUCUCCUAGAAGUAAUUUCACAAAUCAAAGUAACUUAGGAAAAGUUCUCUUGAGUUGAACAUCUCUGCCUUUCUGAGGAUAUAUUUUGUCUGAAUUCGGAAUAUAUUUUGACACAGAUUCAUUCCCCCUUUCCAGAGGAAACUACUCCUUCACACAGGGGGAAAUACUUAGCAUCAUUAACCCUCCCUUCCCAAACACUUCCACAUAGGAAGAGGAAAGAAGUGAUGGGCUGACAGUAUGACUGCUUACCCAUGCAGCACCAUCGCCAUGGAAACAGACUGUCCUAGAAUAGCUCCAUCACAUGAGGGUUACAUGACAUGAAUAAAGUAGCCAGAAAACUGGAAAAUAUCUUAGAACUGGCGAUACUUGCACGUAAUUCAUUACCCCCCAGGUCUUUGGAGAGCAGUAAAUAAACAAAGCUGGUAUUAAAGUCAGUGUCGUGCAUGUAUAUCAUUACGUAUAAGUGAGAGGAUAGUGGAAAACAAGCAUGAUCCUCAUUUAAAGGGCUGUUUGUUGCGUCCAGUUUGGGAUACGUUAUUUUAGAAGGAGUUUCAUAUAAUUUUCCAUGUGAUCUCCUGCUUCUUGAAAUCGGUACCAGUGGUUUUCAGCAGUGGAUCCCCGUGGAUUUCCUCUGUGCAUCAGCAGGCACUGACUGUUCUGCACUCCUUAGGAGAUUUUGGAUGUUCUAACAAGUAAAUGCAGUAGUUGAAGUAAGAACUGCCUGUGCAUAGAAGGGAUUGCAAAAUGACCUUUGAGAUGUUUCCUUCUAGUUAAUUAUGAACUCACAGGGCAAAGAGAUUUAUUGAGCAUAACCAUUUUCAAUAGAGAAAUGAAUAUAUUUCACUGAUGAUUAAUUUUCUCUCUGUAAAGUCAAUGUUUUUUAACGUGUUGUGACAGUCACUGGGAAAUCUAUUACACAAACCAGAUACAAGCAAGUAAAUAUUCUUCCAAUUCGCCAUAAAGAAAACUGCAGUUAGGUAGGAAAAAAAAAUCAUUAUUCACCAGCUGCAUGUCAUCCCACUGUUAGAACGUGCUAGCCCUCCCAGCAGUGUGAGGACCCUGUCAGUCCUGUGGGCAGGCACAGCUCAUUCAUUACUUUUCUUCUCAUUUGUCCAACCCACAUCAUGUUAUGUGUCAUAGCUCCCGCUGCAGAGAUGAAGUUUUGUAGUAUGCUUUUUUGUCUGCUGUGUGAAUGAAGAGCAUAAAGCCAUUACGCGUUCAUAUUAGUCCGUUUGUUGUCUUGGUGCCUCUGAUAGGAAACAGAAUAAUUUCCGUCAUCUGUCUCAAGACACAGACUUCCAAUGGACACCAUUCACACCUCAGUGAAUGGGGAAUGAACAUGUUUAAAGAUUGAGAUCCUCAGGAUUUUACUUUGGUCACUAAAGGACUAGAAGGCGCAGGAGAAAACCCAUAGUUCUCAUCUGUAAUAGUCUCUGUGCUGUUUCAUGCAGUGUAUGUAAGUGGUUUUUGCAUCGGUUAGGACUGAUCACCUCCAAUAUAACAACUUUGCACCAUUAAUGAGAGUUGAAAAUGGUUUAAAGUAAACUUUUUUUUGUGUUUUCCUUAGAUGCAUUUCUGAUUUAUAAAGCAUCAUUAAGUGGGAAGGCAUUUAGGGCUUCGUGUAAUUUGCUACUGAUAGCUUCUCAACUUCUUGCUCUGUGUCGUAAAGAUGCCCUGUAAGCUGUGUGAGUAACAUUAGUGCCUGCUUACACGGUGCUUUUCUCCCACAGACAGAGGCCUUAUUCUGAGCGUGUUAAGCUAGGCACGCAGCUCGCAUUGCUGAGCGUUACCCACCUGAAACCCGCAGCACUGACUGCAAGCGAAGGUCAACGGGGAGAGGUUUCCUAUCUGGUGCCUCUUGUGUUUACCGUCUGUGGGGCAGAUUGUUCCUUAAAGGCUACAUUUUAACAGUGCCCUGCUUUGCUUAGUAAAAGCAAAUGCUGUUAGGUGUGUCUUUUAAAACCACCUAAUCCCUGUUCUUCCUAAAACUAGGAAGUUGUCCUGACUUGUUGGAAUUUGUCCAGCCUUUUGGUCCCAGUGGGCAAGUGUGAUGUGCUGUGGUCCUGGAGAGUUUACAGUUGUUCACUCUGUAGCCCAGGGAGAGCGAUGCUCUGGUUUUUGUUGUUUGUUUCAUUUGAAUGACUUUAGAUUUGCUUAGGAGCACAAAGAGUCAUUCAUUUUUGAUUAGUUGAUUGAUGACACUGCAUGUGUGCGCCAUUGUUGCAGGACGUGGGGGUUUCUCUAGCCAACCAUUCCCAUUUGCAAUUGCAACCCAAUACCUGGGCUUUGAAAGAAGAUGAAAGGAAUGAAUAUUAUAACUGCCUAUUGACUGAGGAGGAAAAGAAAAUUUUCCUUUUUUUUUUUUUAAAAAAAAGGUUUUUGCUCUGUCUACAUUCCAGUAAAAGGAGCAAACCUGUGAAAUGGUCUAAUUCUGAUACAACUUGCCCUUGUGUCAGCUCCAGUGCAGUUCCCACAUUCUUUAAGAACCUGAAUCUGAACAAUAAAAUACUGUAGAUAAUACAUUAUUUCACAACACGAUAAAUAAUUUCUCCUGGCUGCGUUUUCGGAUAUUUGCAGGGAUGGUGCUUGGGAAUGCUUACAGUCAGUGCAUACACAGAAAUGAAUCAGUUUGCACUCUGUGUUCAGCAGGCAAAAGUUUAUUUCUGGGAGGGCAGGAAAAGGGCAUAGGGGUCUGCUACUCCAGCUGAAAAUCGUGCGCAGAAAAAAGAGUAAAUAAGAGCUAUUGAAACAGGCUGUACUUCCCAUUGCUGUCGAGUCCUUCAAAGUGACCAGUGGCUAAACACCCAAAUGUUUAUUGUCUCAGACAGAAAAAUGAAAACCUACCCAGCCAUUGGUUUCUUCGUCCUCUUCGUCAUCAGCUAUGGCUCUUCUGAAAACUCCAGCAUGCCGAGAGGGUGCGGACUGGACCUCCUCCCGCAGUACGUGUACCUCUGCGACCUGGAUGCCAUCUGGGGAAUAGUUGUGGAGGCGGUUGCGGGAGCAGGUGUGCUGACAACGUUACUGCUGAUGCUGAUUUUGCUGGUGAGGCUGCCCUUCAUCAAGGAAAAAGAGAAGAAGAGCCCCCUGGGAAUGCACUUCCUCUUUCUUUUUGGGACACUCGGACUGUUUGGGCUGACGUUUGCUUUCAUCAUUCAGGAAGAUGAAAUGGUGUGCUCUACCCGAAGAUUUCUGUGGGGAGUUAUCUUUGCUUUGUGCUUCUCGUGCUUGCUAGCUCAAGCUUGGAGACUUCGCAGACUAGUUCGGCACGGGAAGAGUCCGUCUGGCUGGCAUCUAGCUGGUGUGGCGAUCUGCCUGAUGCUUGUUCAGGUCAUCAUUGCAACUGAGUGGUUAAUACUGACAGUUGUCAGAGAUAACAAGAUGGCUUGCAGCUACGAACCAAUGGAUUUUGCCAUGGCUUUGAUUUAUGUUAUGUUCCUGAUGGUAUUUACCAUGGGGUUUUCUCUUUUCACUCUCUGUGGAAAGUUUAAGAAAUGGAAGAAAAACGGAGUAUGCCUGAUUAUAACGCUUUUUUUUUCCAUUCUGAUUUGGGUAGCCUGGAUGACUAUGUACCUCUUUGGUAAUGCUGAACUAAAGAGAAGAGAUAAAUGGAGUGAUCCCACUCUUGCUAUUGCACUGGUGUCCAGUGGUUGGGUGUUUGUUAUUUUUCAUGCUAUCCCAGAGGUCCACUGUACCAUCCUUCCAUCACAGCAGGAAAACACUCCCAAUUAUUUUGACACUUCACAGCCAAGGAUGCGUGAAACUGCUUUUGAGGAAGAUAUACAGCUUCCUCGGAGCUACAUGGAAAACAAAGCCUUUUCUAUGGAUGAACAUAAUGCAGCACUAAGGACGGCAGGAUUUCGAAACGGCAGCUUGGGAAGCCGACCUAGUGCUCCUUUUAGAAGCAAUGUGUAUCAGCCAACUGAGAUGGCAGUUGUGCUAAAUGGUGGGACUAUACCAACAGCUCCGCCAAGUUACACUGGACGACACCUCUGGUGAAAGGCUGUAGGCUGUAGAGAAUAAGAAUCCUUGUUGCAGAAUUGUUCCCUGUCAGUGUGUCUUUGAGGGAGGAAUUGAUACCAGUACCAGAACAAAGCAACAGAACAUCCAGGAGCUUGCGAAAUCCCACAGAGGAUUUUGUGUAAAUGUGAACACCGUGGAACAGAUAAACUAACUGCGAAAAGAAAAUUAUAAGUCUGAAGCUAAAUCUGAAUUAAAAUAGAGGUAGGCACACUUCAAAAUGGAAGAGGGGGAUAUUGUAUUCUGAAAUGUAAGAUAUUCCCUUGUCUGUAACCAGUAACCAGUGUGCAAGGCAAGCCUGAUUCUUUUUGUUGGAUGCCAGCUGCUUGCAAACUACCCUCCUCUCACCUAAACUUAAUUCACGUUGCCACAAGAGAUUGCCACUACAGUGUGAAGACAUGCAGGAUUUCUUUCCAUCUUGCUCCUUUUCCCUUCAUCUCAAAUGUCAUGAAAAGUAUAUUGUUUGCUUCAUUAUCCAGCUGUAUUGUAACAUCACACGGCAUCACCUGCAUUAUUGCUCUGUGGCAGCUCAGUUACCAUUACGCUGUAGGCUGACACUCUUCUUUUUAAAAAGCUCUUGUAUGAGAAGCAGUACUGGAGAGACACAAGGUCUGUGCAUGCUUCAUGUGAGCACUGGAGCUUCUUGAGGCAGAGAAGUGCAGGUCCAGCAUAGGCAGCUCUUCAGCAGCCCGGAAUUGGAUUCCCUCCUGCUCCUCAAGCUGGGUGUGAGCAGUCGCGCAUUCUCACUUCUACAGAAGAAGCCAUUAAAAGAAUCUGUGGAGGGAUACACUUUGCAAAGACUUAGCUGGCGAGAGAACAUGACUCGUGUUUGCCACGAGUGCGUUGUGAUAGGAGAUGAAGGGUGACCUGUGCAGCGACGUCCGUCUGUGCUGGUGGGCUGGUUUCUGUCCAGGCUGGUGGGCCAAGGUCUGUCUGCUGGUGGGUUGGGGUCUGUCCAGGCUGGUGGACUGAGGCCGGCGCACAGGAGGUCAGUGACAGCUGCAGAGCACCGACCGCCUGUCAGGAGGAACGCGGCGUGUGUAGGGCUGAGGCUGCUGCUUCUAAUCCCUGUUUGUAUGGGUAGUCUCAUUGACUGCGGUUGUUUGUGCAUUUAAAUGUGGUUGUGCAUUUUAGUGCCUAGCUGGUAGAAUCUCCAUUCUGGAGGUGGUUUGUUGUUGUUUUUGUUUUUUUUUUUUUUUAAGGUGGAUUCUUCCCUAGUUCUCCCCUCUGCCUCCGCUUUUUCAAGUUAAAAUAUGGCAGACUUUCUCAAAGCUUUUAAUCCUUGUUUUCUCCGGGUUAUUUAAAAGGUUCCCAUUGCCCAUUGUUUGUGCCAUGGUUUUCAUUAUGUUUAAGCAAUCAUUCCUUUAUUUAACAUUUAAUACAUAUCUGACGUUGAAAACAUCACCGUAUCCUCACUGUUUGGCCAAUAUUAAUCUUAGCUUUCCUCGAUUCUAAAAGCAAAUUGUUUUUACUUGAGGGCAUAGGAAACAUUUAACAAAUAAACUUUGCAUAUGCUAUAAUAAAAAACUAUAUUUUCAAACUAAAAAAAAUAUAAUGUACAAAUAACUAAAUAGCUUAGUAGCUUCACAGAAAGAAGUUACUUGCUGUCUACUGCAGAAGAAAGACAAGUAUUCUAUUUUUCAAGAGUCUUCCUGAUUCUCCACGUACCUCCAUUUCUGCUGAACUAGGAACCUAGUCCUGCAGACUGUACUCCCACGAGUAGUCCCCUUGAUACCAGUAAGUCUACAUACAGGUACAGAGGCUGCAAGACCAGUCCCUAAGUGUUGCACACAGAUACAUAUGUGUGUGUGUAUAUAUAUAUAUAUAUAUGCAUAUAUAUAUAUAUGAAGGUAUAUAUAUUGCCAUUCUUGCCAUGAUCGUCUUAUAAGGUUUUACUUCACAGCCCUUCUCUUCCAGAAGCAAUGUUUUUCUGUCAUGCAUGAGUUAAGGAGCAUGCUAGCUCCAUGUUGGAUAUUCUCCCCUGCCCUUCCCCCCUCAAGGCAAAGGAAGCAUGUGCUUGCUUAGGGAUUGCUUAUUUAUUUUGUAAGUAACUAGAUGGCCUAAGUAACCAAGCAGGGUAGGGGUGGAUAUUGCAUGCUAUCCAGUGACUUAGAAAUACAUUUGCUUUAUUAAAAGCAAAGCUUUAAUUAAAUAAGACAGCAUUCAUGAUAGUUACCCUGAAGCUGCGUCACAUGGAACAAUAUAAAACCUGUUAUCAUCACUUGCCUGCCGAGUUUUGUUUUUAAAAAUCAAUUAAACAAAAUCAGAAAACUCUAUUGUAAAAACAUAUAAGAUGACCAUGGCGUAAAUGGUAGGACAGCUUUCUUUUAAACAGUUUAUCAUGCUACAGCCGAGAUUUAGGAAUUAUAAUACCAACUGCCUUGGCCUACAAGGCCUUGGACGAAACUGUACAAUAUGUAGUUCUCUUAAGAAAUGUUAUUUUUUCUUUUUCUAGAUGUGACUGAAUUGAUAAAUAGACUUCCCAAUACUGUUCCUAAUGAAGCUGAUUAGAAUUUAAGGCCUUGUGUAAGGAUAGGGCCAGACCCUACAGACUGCUCCUGGUGUGACUACUGUAGUUGGUUAGUCAUGGGGGCCAUUCACAGAAUUACAAAGUGGCAGGAUUGGUCUUAAUUUGUGGUGGUGAAGGUGUGGCAAUAGAUUAGGAAGGUCUUUAUUUUCCAAUUUUGCACAAUUAGUAAUAAGCAACUUUUCUUUGUAAGUCACUAGUUUGUGAUGUUAAAAGCCCCAAAUAAAAAUGUGAUUGAAGAAAGGCACCUUUAUGUUAGCUUAUACUUCUGUUACAGUAAACAGUUCAUUUACUUUUGCCUUUUAUGAGUUAUCCAGAAUGUAGAGCAUCUGUGAACAACAUAAGUAAGUGUAAGCACAAGCCUUUCACAGUUCAGUUAAUUAGAAUUAGCUUUUAUACUAUAAAAGCUACUGUGUUGUCCCUUGAUGGCUAUGUGAUCAUGGCAUUUCCAUACAGAAAAAUUAAACUGUAAAACAUCUGAAAAAAAUUGUUACCAGAACAAGAUUUUUAAUAACUGGCUUCUGCAGUGGCCAGGAAAAUAGUUCAAAGCCAUACUUUUACAGGUCCUGUCCUGCUUUCAGAGGAGCUGAGGGUGUCUGACACUGGCCAGAAAAUAUGUAGCAUCUUCAGAAUAGCACUCUCAGUACAUACGCUUGUUUCUAUAAACAAGGUACAUGAAAUAUAGAACUAGUUGUAUCUGUUUUUAGUGUAAACUUGGGCAUCUCGGUUGGCUUUGGAGCUUGAUGCCUUGGGCCUCACCAAAGGCGAUGCAAAAGGGAGCAUUGUAGCUUUUAUAAUAAAACAAUUGGACUACUCUACCAAUUUACAGGAUUACAAAGCAGGUGCUUUUUAUUAAUUGAUGAGAGCUAAAGCUCAUUUUUGAUAGAUAAUAUAUAUUUAUUAAAUGUAUUAAUGUGUGUUUUAUAACAUACCUUUUUUUCCGCUGAUUGUUGCAUACACUGGUAUCUUAUUAAGUACAUCUUUAAAUGAUUUUCAAGACAAUCAAUGUGUACCAUGAUGUCUGUACAUAAGUAUACAAAACUACAAAGGUUGUAAAGCAUGGGCAAAUGUUUUAUUUUCAAAAUGCUGUUCUUAACGAGAAUAAAAGCUUUACUAUUUACUUACAA
Numida meleagris (helmeted guineafowl) is the source of this 10248-nucleotide messenger RNA. RefSeq names its product G protein-coupled receptor class C group 5 member B (gene GPRC5B). Gene Ontology annotation, molecular function: G protein-coupled receptor activity; protein kinase activator activity; protein kinase binding. NCBI's taxonomy places the organism in Eukaryota, Metazoa, Chordata, Aves, Galliformes, Numididae. Gene Ontology annotation, cellular component: extracellular exosome; intracellular membrane-bounded organelle; plasma membrane. Gene Ontology annotation, biological process: G protein-coupled receptor signaling pathway. The coding region runs from base 5386 to 6573 and encodes 395 amino acids. The transcript has 4 exons. The record is from RefSeq and is a predicted model, not a curated record.